AAUAAAAAUAGCAUAAUCAGUUGAGACCUAUAGAAGUUUCGGAAACAUACAGGGUGGCCGCGCUCACAAUCUCGUCUUUCUUUUCUUCACUUUGUGAGCAAAAACGAGAAAGGAGAAAUUGAAGUGAGAGAAGACAAGGAACCCUAAUUCCCAUCCCUUCCAUACCGAAAUUUGGAGGGAAACUUAUUGCAAUUUCAUAAGGCUACAAUGGGUUAUGCACAGCUUGUUAUAGGUCCAGCUGGUAGUGGCAAGUCUACAUAUUGCUCAAGUUUGUACCAACACUGUGUAACUGUACGGCGAUCAAUACAUGUUGUGAACCUUGAUCCUGCUGCUGAAAAUUUUGACUAUCCAGUUGCGAUGGAUGUAAGGGAACUUAUUUCCCUGGACGAUGUUAUGGAGGAGCUUGGAUUAGGUCCUAAUGGUGGUCUUGUAUACUGCAUGGAACACCUUGAAGAUAACCUAGAUGAUUGGCUUGAUGAAGAGCUGGACAAUUAUUUAGAUGACGAGUACUUGGUUUUUGAUUGUCCUGGUCAGAUAGAACUUUAUUCACAUGUGCCAGUAUUUCGAAAUUUUGUUGAACAUUUGAAACGGAGAAAUUUUAAUGUCUGUGUUGUGUACUUACUUGAUUCACAGUUCAUGACAGAUGUGACCAAAUUUAUAAGUGGAUGCAUGUCCUCCCUUUCUGCAAUGGUUCAACUUGAACUACCUCAUGUUAAUAUCCUCUCAAAAAUGGACCUUGUGACUAACAAAAAGGAUCUUGAAGAAUACUUGGAUCCAGAACCCACCUUUUUACUGUCUGAAUUGAAUCAACGGAUGGCUCCUAAGUAUGCAAAGUUGAACAAGUCUUUGAUUGAACUGGUGAGUAAUUUUAGCAUGGUGAGUUUUAUACCACUGGACUUGAGGAAGGAAAAAAGUAUACAAUAUGUAUUGGGUCAAAUCGACAACUGCAUUCAGUAUGGAGAAGAUGCAGAUGUGAAGAUUAGGGAUUUUGACCCAGAGGAUGAUGAGUAGCUUCCCUUUUGCCGCAAUGCUUGGCAUGAUGAAUAUUUCAGUCUUCACAAUGACUUAAUGGUUAUCAAGCAAGCACAAAUUGUUAAUAAUAUACUAAUAGUUUUUUAUUAGAAUGUUUAAUGUGAAUGAGACCUUGAUUUAUUAAAUUUAACCUCCUAACAGAGAUUAAUUGUGAACCUCGCAUGGUUAAGAUAACAACAACGUAUUUAAAGUUCAUAGCUUUGGCUACUAAUUAAUGAUGGUAUUCUAAA
Molecule: messenger RNA, 1262 nt
Organism: Cicer arietinum (chickpea)
Lineage: Eukaryota; Viridiplantae; Streptophyta; Magnoliopsida; Fabales; Fabaceae
Product: GPN-loop GTPase 3-like
Molecular function (GO): GTPase activity
Source: RefSeq, a predicted model, not a curated record